UCGCCAUUAACAUCAAUCGUCAACAUGACCAUGUGCGUUGCGUCUGCUGUUGUGAUGUUACGGUCCCUGAUAUCGUGAUCGUACGUCUGAAUUCGCUCAGCGCGAAUGGUGUGAGCUUUAAAUGCUUUGUGUCCUGUAUGUCGGUUAUAGUAAAGGAACUUUUAGACAUUAUACCACAUACUAUACGACGGACAGCGUUGCGAGCGCAGCUCCAAUCGCGGCUCUGUAGCAUGUCAAACCAAGUGCAAUCGUCCGCAGAUGAAUGCGGCAUAAAAACUAACGCCCAUAGAAAAUUCUAUGAUUUGUCAGAGGCCUACGCUGUAAAUUCAUUUAGCAAAGAUGCCAAGACAAAAAAGCUUGUCGGUGAUGAGCAGUUCAUGGAGUACAUCAAUGCUAACGUUAUCGGUAAAGACGCUACCUUUCUGGGUCCUUACGGUCGUCGAAGAGUUGUGUACUGCGAUCAUACAGCGUCAGGGAGGUCGCUCACUUUCAUCGAAGACUUCAUUCGCAGCGAAGUGUUGCCUAUGUACGGCAACACGCACACUACCACAUCUGUUACUGCCCUUCAGACUACGAUGUUUAGACACGAAGCAAGAGACAUUGUACGAGCCAGCGUGAAUGCAAGUGAAGGCGACUCUGUCAUAUUUGUGGGCACGGGCACUACUGGUGCUGUACACAAACUCAUCUCGGCUUUGUCCCUCACUGCACCACCUGUGGUUUUUGUAGACACAUUUGCACAUCACUCUCUUCUCCUUCCUUGGAGAGAAGUGGGAGCCAAGAUUGUGAGUGUACCCGAGACGGUUGAGGGAAUUUUGGACAUCUCAUUUCUUGAGGAGAAGCUUAAGCAAUAUGCUGAAGACAAGGAGGGACUUUUGAUUGGGUGUUUCACGGCGGCAUCCAAUAUUACUGGCAUCCUGUUAGAUGACAUAAAAAUCACAGCCCUGCUGCAUGCCUAUGGCGCCCUUGCAUUCUGGGAUUAUGCAUCUGCGGCACCUUAUGUAGAUGUUGACAUGAAUCCAGUCGUUCCUGGCGUUGAACAGGGACUGGCAUAUAAAGACGCCAUUUUCAUGUCACCCCACAAGUUUAUAGGCGGUCCUGAAACACCUGGUGUGCUUGUUGCAAAAAAGAAGCUGUUUGUCAAUAGAGUGCCAUCUGGCUGCGGUGGUGGCUCAGUAUUUUUCGUUUCAAGAAAGGACCACCGCUAUCUUCAAGAAAUUGAAAUGAGGGAAGAGGGUGGGACACCAUCAAUUGUUGGGGCUAUCCGAUGUGGUCUUGUGUUCCAGUUAAAAGCAGCAGUAGACCACGAGUUUCUUCUUUCGAGAGAAGAAAAGCUGUGCAGAAAGAUGUGGAGCGCUUGGCAGGACGUUCCAAACCUGAUGGUCUUGGGGAACCAGAAUGUUCGCCGCCUGCCCAUUGUGUCCUUCUUGGUUCGCCACCCUGGCUCUGGCCUCUUCCUGCACCACAAUUUUGUCUGUGCUUUGCUGAAUGAUCUCUAUGGCAUCCAAGCUCGUGGCGGUUGCGCUUGUGCUGGUCCCUAUGCACAGGAUCUGCUGGGCAUUGAUGAAAAGUUGGCCAUUCGCUACGAGGAACUCCUUGCUGAAGACAGCCAACUAGACCGAACUCAUCUGAGACGCUACCUGGAGCAUUCUGAUCGAGAGGUGCUGCGUCCAGGCUUUGUGCGCCUGAACCUGGCUUUCUACAUGCCAGAUGCCCUGGUGGACUUUGUCCUCGAGGCAGUGCGCCAUGUGGCUUGUCAUGGCUGGAAGCUGCUCCCACAAUACAAUUUCAACCCUGAGACUGGCGAGUGGAAACAUUCCAUGCAUCAGGUGUUUAAGGACAGAAAAUGGCUUGGCUCGAUUUCUUACAAAGAAGGGAAGUUUGUGUACAGAGACCUUGAAGGAGAGAGUGAGAGACCUGGCACCGAUACUUCGUGGCAGGAUGUGCUGAAUGAAGCAAGCAUCAUUUUUGGAAACGCUGAUAAAGCUGCUCAUAGAGCCCAGCUCGCUGACCAGCCUUUGAUGUUUGAUGCGGAAGCUGCUGAGCUGCGUUGGUUUAUCCUCCCAAGUGAAGCAAAGCAACUCCUGGAAGGAACACAAGUGCUGCUCAAGGAUCCUCCCUUUGCACCGCCCAAGCCAGGAAUGCGCAAACACUUGGAAAUACAGGCAAAGCUGCAGUGCUUGCCAUCAUGCCGAGUUACCUUGAAGUCUUCUAGCUUGCAAAAUGAGCAGCCUAGUGCCCGGCAGUUUCGUUGGCAUGCUCCUCCAAGGAACAUAUUCAAGCCAUUCUUGAAGGCAGUCAAAGAGUUUGACAUGAUAGCUGACGGAGACAGAAUCCUUGUCUGUUUAUCAGGAGGAAAGGACUCUCUUUCUCUACUUCAUACAUUGCGCCAGUUCCAGUUCAGCUUCAGGAAAAAGGGAAAGAACUUUGAUCUGGGUGCUGUAACAGUUGAUCCUGGAAGCUCACUGUACGAUCCGAGCCCUUUGAAGAAAUAUCUGCAACUAUUAGGAGUCCCAUACUAUUAUGAAGAGCAAUGCAUUGUUGAACAGGCCUCUGCCCUGCCUGAAUGCACCUCCAUUUGCAGCUUCUGUAGCCGCAUGAAGCGUGGUCGUAUCUACGCUUGUGCACGAAGAGAAGGCUACAAUGUGCUUGCACUUGGGCAGCAUUUGGAUGACCUUGCUGAAAGCUUUCUCAUGUCGGUGUUUCACAAUGGCUUUCUCAGAACUAUGAAGGCUAACUACAAGGUUAGAGAGGGUGACCUCCGUGUAACACGGCCUUUUGUCUACGUAAGAGAAAAGAACCUGAGGAAAUUUGCUGAAGAGAAAAAGCUUCCAGUCAUUGCAGAAAAUUGCCCAGCUUGCUUUGAAGCUCCUAAGGAACGACACAGGGUCAAGCAGCUAUUGGCUGCUCAGGAGAUUUUGUUCCCAAAGCUGUACCCAAGUUUGAGAUCUGCCAUGCACCCAUUGAUGGCCAUCAAGCGGACUGGAAUUGAAAGUGCUCUUCACCAGAAUGGCUUUAAUCUCCAAGACACAGAUUCAGAGUGACCGAACGUCACUUUAGCUUUUUAAUUUAUCUCCCGCCAAGAGAUGGAUCUUAUUCAUGCUUUCUUUUUUUUCUCAAAUACUUAUGUAGAUGUGCACCCAAGUACACAAAAAUGAUAGCUUAAUACAAAUAAACAUACUUCAUUUCCACCCUAAAUAAGCAGACUGCUCUGUCUGCUAGGUGUGUGGCCAUUUGUUGGAAUGCGCAUCUAGGGGCAAAUAAGAAGAUUAAAGGAGUCCUCUGUGAA
This is a messenger RNA of Dermacentor andersoni, 3286 nucleotides long. RefSeq lists its product as uncharacterized. Lineage: Eukaryota; Metazoa; Arthropoda; Arachnida; Ixodida; Ixodidae. The record is from RefSeq and is a predicted model, not a curated record.